This is a messenger RNA of Manis javanica (Malayan pangolin), 1851 nucleotides long. RefSeq names its product HDGF like 3 (gene HDGFL3). NCBI's taxonomy places the organism in Eukaryota, Metazoa, Chordata, Mammalia, Pholidota, Manidae. The record is from RefSeq and is a predicted model, not a curated record.
CUCCGCGGCGACCGAGGACGAGCGGCCAGGGCGGCGGCCGGGAUGGCGCGUCCGCGGCCGCGCGAGUACAAGGCGGGCGACCUGGUCUUCGCCAAGAUGAAGGGCUACCCGCACUGGCCGGCCCGGAUUGAUGAACUCCCGGAGGGAGCCGUGAAGCCUCCAGCAAACAAGUACCCUAUCUUCUUCUUUGGCACCCAUGAAACUGCAUUUCUAGGUCCCAAAGACCUUUUUCCAUACAAGGAAUACAAAGACAAGUUUGGAAAGUCAAACAAACGGAAAGGAUUUAAUGAAGGAUUAUGGGAAAUAGAGAAUAACCCAGGAGUAAAGUUUACUGGAUACCAGGCAAUUCAGCAACAGAGCUCUUCAGAAACUGAGGGAGAAGGUGGAAACACUGCAGAUGCAAGCAGUGAGGAGGAAGGUGAUCGAGUAGAAGAUGGAAAAGGCAAAAGAAAGAAUGAAAAAGCUGGUUCAAAACGGAAAAAGUCAUACACUUCAAAGAAGUCCUCUAAACAGUCCCGGAAAUCGCCAGGAGACGACGAUGACAAGGACUGCAAAGAAGAGGGGAACAAAAGCAGCUCUGAGGGCGGAGACGCCGGCAGCGACACGCGGAACGCAGCCUCCGACCUGCAGAAGAGCGGCGAAGGGACCUAACUACCGUAAUGAAUGCUGCAUAUUAAGAGAAACCACGAGAAGGUUAUACGUUUGGUUGUCUAAUACUCUUGGAUUUGAUAAGAACCAACACAUAGUCCUUGUUGUCCUUGACAGAACCCCAGUUUGUAUGUACAUUAUUCACAUUCCUCUCUGUUGUGUUUUGGGGAAAAAAAGAUAUUUUAGCCUUUUUUAAGGUUAUUGAUUUAAUUUCAUGUUACUUGGUUGCAUGAGGUUGCCCUUAACCACUGAGAAUUACCAAGAUUUUUGCACAGACUUCUCCCUGUCUAGGAUCCUUUUAUCAAGGCAGUUAUGUUCAUCAUUCUCCUGCCUUCUCUCCACCAUCACCAAACACUCAGUUAAAUAUAAAUUAGCAUUUUUUAAACGCCCACUCAUAAUGCUUAAGGGACACCCUCUCCAUGACAGAGCCCAAGAACCAAUUCCUAGAUAGGUAAUGUUGGCAUAUUGAAGAUAAAAUUAAAACUGCCCUUCAGUUUUGAGGCCAUGUGUAGUUUGAUCAUACUGUAAAAUACCUUCCGUAUUAGAAAUAGCUAGUUGGCGGCAUAUACUUCUCAAAACUCAUGUUGUUAUGUACACAGACUCGGUUUCUACAUGUGAAGUCAGUGAGUCUUUUUGUGUUAUUCCAAAAUAAAAGCAAUGGUUUAUUUUUCCCCCCAGUGCCAAUACAAUCUGAGCUAAUCACACAAGGUGGGUUCUUUACAUUUGAAAGCUGGAAUCAGCAGCCGCCCUAUGGAAAACCACAAAAGGCAUUGACUUUUAAAGUGAACAGUUGUUUUCGUUUGGAACUAGGACUAGAAUAGUUAAUAUUCAUCCACACACCAUUAUUAUGUGUACAUUAUUGUUGCUCUUGUGAUAAUAGAGAAUUUUAUUUAUUUUUAUGCCAGCUUAUAUUGUGAGAACACAUUCAGUCAGUUUGGGUUUGAUCAAUCCUGUUAUGCUUGUCCUGGGAACAUCUUUUUGCGUAUUCAAGGUUUGUAGUUGAAAAGUUUACUGUAAAAAAAAAUCAAAAACAAAAAAAUGUAUUGUUUCUACAGAAUAAAUUUAUUGGAAUGUGUACUGGGAGUAAGAUUUGAGGUUGUAAACAACUAAGUUAGUGUAAUUUGGCUUCAUAUAUGUACUGUGAGGUAUUAAUGUAAUUCAUAUAUUAAAGCUAAAAUUGUUAACAGCAAGUUAACAGUAGAA